GGGAUAUGUAGAAAUAUUAUGGCGGCUAUUUCAAGGAGAAAGUCGGAGAUGGCAGCUUCCUUCAAGGCUAGACUCGAGAGUCUAGACUGUCCAUAUCUGGAGGGUGUGGAGGAGUCCUGGAUCACUCAGCUCAUCUUCACACCAGGAGAACACAGGUUACGGCUCCUGCAGUGGCUUUUCAGCAGGAUUGAUCCCAAGCUCAGUGAUAUUGUUGAAGGAUACCACAGCACACAAGAGAGAGAACAAAGGUUAUUGUUUUCUGCCUCCAUUCUGGGACUCUGUAAGAAGGAAGACCUUGAUGUUGUUAGAGGCACUUGCUCUUUUUCGGUACAAGCAUCAUUUGUGGACCAGUUGUUAGACAUGGUGUGUAUCAUCGACAGUUCUCAGGAUGCCACUCAGAGGGCUAUGUCCAGUCCUGGACACAUCAGUGAGUCAAGACCACUGGAGGAGCAGGCUGAGGCUGACUGCCAUCUCAUGGACAGGCUGAGCAGACAGUACACCUUCCAGGCCAUGUUCUCUCACAAACUGGACCUCCUGCCUCCAGACAUCAAACAUAGUGUGGAGAAAGGAUGGGGAGAUGCUGGGCACCAGAAGGGAUCAGGCCCAGACCCCCCUGAUGUUAGUACCUUACUGGAAGCAGCAGCAGGGUUAAACCGGCAGCUGGAGAUCAGCACAGCUCAGCUGCAGGACCUACAGACCAAGUAUACGUAUGGAGAACCUGAUCCUGCCUCUGUCAGUAAAGUGAGCCGGACACUCGGGCUGGUUCUGUCCGAGUUAGCCCAGCUGCUGACCGGCUUCUCGUACUGCUAUGAGCAGGAGCUGCGCCCGUGGUGUAACCGCGCUCCUCCCGUUCUCAGUGAGCUGGGCCCUGCCUUCAGGAGAGUCCACAGUCUCCUCACCCACUUAACCCAGCUCCUGGGCAGUCUGGACAAACUGAAGACUUCGUACAGAAGUAUCUGCCAAGGAACUGACCCACUGGGAGACCAAGUGUCCAACAGACACGAUGGCCUUUUCAACAGUCUAGCAUCGAUUAGCCAAUCAGCUGCCUUGAGGCUGCAGGACUGCAUGAGUGCCCUGGACCAGUCUGUACGUCGCAGCAGUGCCCUCCAGGACUCCACUCUACUGGCCUCAACAACCUUGUCAUGAUGUCAAACAUCAAGUCAUCUUCACCUGGGCUCAACUUUGUCUUCACUUCACUGGAAGUAUCACCUGGGCUGAAGACAUUGUCUACGUGGUGCCAGAAAACUUGUUUGGAAAAUGUGAAGAAAUGAAUUCACUGACGA
Molecule: messenger RNA, 1283 nt
Organism: Branchiostoma belcheri (Belcher's lancelet)
Lineage: Eukaryota; Metazoa; Chordata; Leptocardii; Amphioxiformes; Branchiostomatidae
Product: HAUS augmin-like complex subunit 7
Exons: 10
Coding region: 19-1146 (375 amino acids)
Biological process (GO): spindle assembly; centrosome cycle
Cellular component (GO): HAUS complex
Molecular function (GO): microtubule minus-end binding
Source: RefSeq, a predicted model, not a curated record